Anopheles arabiensis is the source of this 849-nucleotide messenger RNA. RefSeq names its product casein kinase 1-like protein 5. Gene Ontology annotation, biological process: signal transduction; peptidyl-serine phosphorylation. Gene Ontology annotation, cellular component: nucleus; cytoplasm. The transcript has 3 exons. NCBI's taxonomy places the organism in Eukaryota, Metazoa, Arthropoda, Insecta, Diptera, Culicidae. Gene Ontology annotation, molecular function: ATP binding; protein serine/threonine kinase activity. The record is from RefSeq and is a predicted model, not a curated record. Bases 1 to 849 code for a protein of 282 amino acids.
AUGUCGAUUAGAGAAGGACGUGCGCCCAAUUCUAGUUCGCCGGAGUCCUUGAUGGUGGUGAAUCUCUCCACCUAUCGGAUUGAAGGCGAAUUCGAUGCUGGUGGCUGCGGCACGGUGUUGGUGGGCAGCCAUGCCCGCUCCAAGCAGCCGGUGGUGAUGAAAAUGGCCAGCAAAGAGGUGGACCGGCUCCUGCUCGCCACGGAGCGCCGGAUCUAUGCGCGGCUGCCGAAGGCUCGUGGAUGGCCCAGACUCAUCGACGCCGGUACGUAUCGCAAACGCGACGUGCUGGUUUUGGAGCGCCUGGGGCCAUCACUGCAGGACUUACUGAACUUGUGCGGAGGACGCUUCGGUCUGAAGACGGUUUCGCAGCUAGCGCUGCAACUGCUCGACAGGCUGGAAACAUUCCACGAGCUGGGGUACGUUCACCGCGACCUGAAGCCGGACAAUGUCCUGCUGGGUCGCGGAACGACCCGCAAGACGCUGCACUUGAUCGACUUCGGUCUUGCCGAGCCGCGAGAUGACAUUUUGUCACUCGCCUACAUGCUGGUGUUUUUGCUCCGCGGAGGCCUACCGUGGUAUGGUACCGAGGAGCGAUUUGAUCCGGACGAGGCACUGCUUCUGAAGUUGCGCAUUACGCCUAGCGAGCUGUGUAGAGGACUGCCGGCUGAGUUUCAGCGGUUGACCGAGUACGCGUUGCAGAUGGAAUUCUGCGACGCGCCGGACUAUACCGAGCUGAAGCGGAUGUUCCGGAAUCUGCUGCGCCAACAUUCCAUGCAGCACGAUUUGCAUUUCGAUUGGAACCGCUUUCGUAAAGUGACGUGUAAGUCACCCCAGUAUAAGGCGCCGUGA